This is a messenger RNA of Macroventuria anomochaeta, 4322 nucleotides long. RefSeq names its product glycosyltransferase family 1 protein. The record is from RefSeq and is a predicted model, not a curated record. NCBI's taxonomy places the organism in Eukaryota, Fungi, Ascomycota, Dothideomycetes, Pleosporales, Didymellaceae. Gene Ontology annotation, biological process: carbohydrate metabolic process. Bases 68 to 4243 code for a protein of 1391 amino acids. Gene Ontology annotation, molecular function: hexosyltransferase activity; UDP-glycosyltransferase activity. The transcript is spliced from 5 exons.
CUCCUGAUAGCUCUCCUUUCUGCUGGCAUGCUUGUUUGAUACCCCUCUUUCUGUCUCUCGAGUCUCGAUGUCGAGCUCCAACAACCCCUCUGACGCGAACGCGCGCCAUAGUGCCCCACCACAACCAACACAACCAACACAACCACCUCAGUACUCAGAACAAGGUGCAGCAGACCCCCCAGAAUAUGCGCCUCACAACUCGUUACGGACACCUCCCGCACACCAGCGCGAUGCGUCACCUCCACCAGAGUCGAAGCCUGAGGCAUCGUUAUAUGCUGGCUCCUAUCGACCUUCUGAUGCUAUGCGACUCUCAGCUACAACUACAGCAGAAACACAUCAUGACCUGAGCCAUGUCGACGACCAGCACGCGACACCCACCGGCUUCCCUCCGCCAGCAUACAGCGAGGUUCCUGGCACGCUUCAGAGCGUCAAUGACGAGCUCGAUACGAACGCAACAGUCGCCGAUGACGGUCGAGUGAACAUUCGCAUCAACCAAAAGAGCCGGGCUCUAUCGCAGCUGAUCGUACCACAAAUCCAACGCCAGCUCACCCAAGUUCAAGAAGACCCAGAACCGCCUCCACCGUAUGUUCCAGAGUCCCUUGGUGGCGCUCCGGGACAGAGCCCACCUCCACCUCUAAACAUUGUCAUACAAGUUGUGGGUUCGAGAGGCGAUGUGCAACCAUUCGUUGCGUUGGGCAAGGUGCUGAAGGGCACAUAUGGUCACCGAGUACGACUAGCCACACACCCAACGUUUAAGGACUUUGUCGUUGAGAAUGGCUUGGAGUUCUUCAGCAUCGGCGGUGAUCCUGCCGAACUCAUGGCCUUCAUGGUCAAGAAUCCUGGGCUGAUGCCUGGCAUGAACACUCUCUGGAGUGGUGAUGUGGGCAAGCGAAGGAAGGGUAUUGCAGAGAUCUUGCGCGGGACGUGGAGAUCGUGUAUAGAGACCGGCAAUGGCCUGGGGAUAGAUCCGCUCAAGCAGACCGUGGAAGAGUGGAUGGACAUGGAGGAGCAUCUGCCUGAGCAGCUCAAGAAGCCGUUUGUGGCUGAUGCUAUCAUUGCAAAUCCUCCGGCUUUUGGUCAUGUUCAUUGUGCAGAGAAGCUGGGUAUACCACUACAUAUGAUGUUCACCAUGCCGUGGUCGCCUACACAACAGUUCCCUCACCCACUUGCAAACAUCCAAUCGUCAAACGCCGAUCCUACAAUCACAAACUAUAUGUCAUAUAUUAUGGUUGACUUGCUGACAUGGCAAGGACUGGGAGAUAUCAUUAACAGAUUUCGUAAGGAGAGUCUGUCAUUAGACCCCAUCAGCAUGAUAUGGGCACCAGCCAUGUUGGCUCGGAUGAAGGUUCCGUUCACAUACUGCUGGUCCCCUGCUUUGAUCCCAAAACCAACCGACUGGUCUCACCACAUCUCCAUCGCAGGUUUCUACUUCCUCGACUUGGCACAGAACUACACACCUGAACCCGCCCUCGCAGCUUUCCUCGACGCAGGAGAGCCGCCUGUCUACAUUGGCUUCGGUUCGAUCGUUGUCGAUGACCCAAAUGCCAUGACUAAGAUGAUCAUGGACGCAAUUAAGAUCACUGGGCGACGAGCGCUGGUGUCGAAGGGUUGGGGUGGCCUCGGAGCAGACGAGCUUGAAAUACCCGAAAGCGUGUUCAUGCUUGGGAACUGCCCUCACGACUGGUUGUUUCAGCGUGUCUCAGCUGUCGUACAUCAUGGUGGUGCUGGUACAACAGCCGCCGGUAUUGCUGCGGGAAGACCAACAGUCGUCGUUCCCUUCUUCGGCGACCAGCCUUUCUGGGGUGCCAUGGUAGCCAGGGCUGGCGCAGGUCCCGAUCCCGUUCCAUACAAAGACUUGACGGCUGAGAAGUUGGCUGAAUCGAUCAACAAAGCGCUAGAGCCUCAGUCGCUGGAGCGAGCGCAGGAGCUUUGCAACAAGAUCAAGCAAGAGAACGGAAGUCAAAGCGGAGCGCAGUCCUUCCAUCAGAUGCUAAACUACGACGAUCUGCGAUGUGGUGUGAUUCCCAAUCGGCCGGCUGUCUGGCGAGUGAAGCGAACACAGGUCAAGCUCAGUGCUAAGGCCGCAACUGUGCUUGCUCAAGAGGGCGAAAUUGAUUUUAAAGAGCUGAAGCUAGCCCGUGCCCGCGAGUAUCAUAUAGAUGAAGGCCCCUGGGAUCCGAUCUCUGGAGCAGCAAGCGCGCUGACCGGGACGGCGACAUCCAUGAUGAUGGGCGUUGCGGAUAUGCCUAUCCAGACUUUGAAGCUGCUUAACAUCCACCCUGAUACAAGGGCGGCAUCCAAGAAAGGCAAGGAGAAAGCACAGGGAUCUGAAGAUACGUCAACCACAGGAGAGUCAAGCCGCGCUGGCCGCCCAACGACUCCGAGAACGGCCACAGGCGCAGACUCAUUGAUGAGUGGCGAAAGCACCCUGCCCGCGAUCUUGUCUCCUGGACCUGGUGACAGUAAACCAGCCAUGUCUGGUGUUGUGACAAGUCCAGGCGCGCCUGGAUCCCCGUCACACAGGUCUACGUUCAUGGCCGAGGCGUUCUCGGCUUCUGCGCAGGGUUCACGAUCUCCGUCUCGUGAACGUGGUCGGCUUCUGUCCCCAGAUGCCUGUGGGCCUAAGCGGAAGAACUCUGCUUCCAGCUCAGGUGUGUCUCGUUCGGAGACUGGUUCGUCAUCGAAGUUCACAGAGAACCUGAAAAACAUGCAGGUCGACUCUGCCGUUGACACUGGCAAAGGCCUUGCACGUAUCGUUGGCGCGGGCUUCAAGUCUCCUAUGGACUUCUCACUCAAUGUCGCAAAAGGCUUCCACAACGUACCUAAGCUGUACGGUGGCGAGGUCAGGAAGGUUGACAAUGUGACUGACUUCAAGAGUGGACUUACAACAGCGGCCAAGCAAUUCGGAUUCGGCCUUUACGAUGGCAUCACUGGUAUCGUCACCGACCCCUACAAGGGCGCUAAGAAGGAAGGUAGCGUCGGCUUCGUCAAAGGCGUAGGCCGCGGUAUCUUCAGUGUACCGUUCCGUGUCAUGGGCGGCGCUUGGGCUGUUCCAGGCUACGCUAUGAAGGGUCUGUACCAAGAAAUGAUCAAGAGCAAGGGUAGCGGCAUGCAGGACUACAUCAUCGCUGCACGCAUCUCACAGGGCUACGACGAGUCCAUCACAAUCUCCGCUCAAGAGAGAGCGGACAUUGUCAGCAAGUGGAAGAUCGUCAAAGUCAACAUGAAGAGGAAGAAGAACCCAGGAGGGGAAACAAUGGACUCACUGCACUCACUCGUAUCCGAUAAGAGGAAGAGGAAGGAAGAUCGGUUGAACAGGGUCAAUCCGCACUUCAAGAAGCCGGAAGCCCGUCCAACACUCCCACCCGCCAUGAGCAACCACAGUAGCUACAGCCAAGCCAGCACCGAGCCUGCUUCUCGAUCAAACUCUAGCGCCCUUCCCGCCUGGAAGAUCCAAGAACAAGAACGCAUGUCCCGAGUAACAACCGCACAGUCCCAGCAAUCCCAGCAAUCGGCCAUAGACCUCGAAGCCCAACUCAUCGCCGAAGAAGAAGCCGAGCACCGCGAACUCGAAGCCGCCAUCGCCGCCUCCGUUGCCGAAAACUCCCACGGCAACGCAGAGGAAGACCAGCUCAUGGCACGCGCUAUCCGCGCUUCCGUUGCCGAGCUGGAGCGCGCGCCAGCUGAUGCUACUCAGCAGGACGAGGAAGAGGCGCUCAAGCGCGCAAUGCAGGCUAGCAUUGAAGAAGCUGGUCGUAGCGGCGCGACAGAGGAGGAGCAGAGGUUACUGGAGGAGACAUUGCGCAAGAGCCUUCUUGAUACGAGUAGACGCAGACAGCAUGGAAGUGAUUCGGAGUGGGAUAGUAGUGAUACGGAAGAUGAUGCAGAUUUCCAGCGCAUUAUGGCUGAGAGCAAGGACCUUGCUCAUCUUCAGCAGCAUUAUCCUCAGGACUACCAGAAGGCUACUGGUGGGCAGAAGAGCGGUGUUGCGGCUGCCACAAGUGGUCCGGUUGAUGCUAAUGCAGAGGAUGAAGAGUUGAGGAAGGCGCUAGAGGAGAGUGAGAAGGCGGAGAGGGAGAGGCAGGCAAAUGCGAGCAAGGAGAAGAGCGAGGAUGAGAUUGUUAUGGAGUACAUCAAGAAGCAGAGUCUGUUGGAAGAGGAACAUAGGCAGAGGAGACUGCAGGGGAGGGAUACUGCCGGCGAGAGCUCUGGCGCAGGGAGUGGUGCGCCUAGUGCCCUGUAGUCGACAGCAUGAAUGCUCUUGAUUUCUGUGAAAGGGACGAUAAUAGGCAAUGAUACCCUAAUGAGCACGAUGAAUUGAG